Messenger RNA from Mesoplodon densirostris (Blainville's beaked whale), 1098 nucleotides. RefSeq names its product Wnt family member 6 (gene WNT6). The transcript has 4 exons. Gene Ontology annotation, cellular component: extracellular region. Lineage: Eukaryota; Metazoa; Chordata; Mammalia; Artiodactyla; Ziphiidae. The record is from RefSeq and is a predicted model, not a curated record. Bases 1 to 1098 code for a protein of 365 amino acids. Gene Ontology annotation, biological process: canonical Wnt signaling pathway; multicellular organism development; cell fate commitment. Gene Ontology annotation, molecular function: cytokine activity; frizzled binding.
AUGCAGCCGCCCGCGCCCUCCCGCCUGAGGCUGCUGUUCCUGCUGCUCCUGUGUCCGGCGCACGUCGGCGGACUGUGGUGGGCCGUGGGCAGCCCCUUGGUCAUGGACCCUACCAGCAUCUGCAGGAAGGCACGGCGGCUAGCAGGGCGGCAGGCUGAGUUGUGCCAGGCCGAGCCGGAAGUUGUGGCCGAGCUAGCGCGGGGCGCCCGGCUAGGGGUUCGAGAAUGCCAGUUCCAGUUCCGCUUCCGCCGCUGGAACUGUUCCAGCCACAGCAAGGCCUUUGGGCGCAUCCUGCAGCAGGACAUCCGGGAGACGGCCUUCGUGUUUGCCAUAACGGCGGCAGGCGCCAGCCACGCGGUCACACAGGCCUGCUCCAUGGGCGAGCUGCUGCAGUGCGGCUGCCAGGCGCCCCGAGGCCGGGCCCCGCCCCGUCCCCCCGGCCUGCCAGGUACCCCUGGGCCCCCGGGCCCCGCGGGCUCCCCCGACGGCAGCGCCGCCUGGGAGUGGGGAGGCUGCGGCGACGACGUGGACUUCGGGGAUGAGAAGUCGAGGCUCUUUAUGGACGCGCAGCACAAGCGGGGACGCGGAGACAUCCGUGCGUUGGUGCAACUUCACAACAACGAGGCGGGCCGGCUGGCCGUGCGGAGCCACACGCGGACCGAAUGCAAGUGCCAUGGCCUGUCGGGCUCAUGCGCGCUGCGCACCUGCUGGCAGAAGUUGCCCCCGUUCCGCGAGGUGGGCGCGCGGCUGCUCGAGCGCUUCCACGGCGCCUCGCGUGUCAUGGGCACCAACGACGGCAAGGCUCUGCUGCCCGCUGUUCGCACGCUCAAGCCGCCGGGCCGCGCUGACCUGCUAUACGCCGCCGACUCGCCCGACUUCUGCGCCCCCAACCGGCGCACCGGUUCGCCGGGCACGCGCGGCCGCGCCUGCAACAGCAGUGCCCCGGACCUCAGCGGCUGCGACCUGCUGUGCUGCGGCCGCGGCCACCGCCAGGAGAGCGUGCAGCUCGAGGAGAACUGUCUGUGCCGCUUCCACUGGUGCUGCGUAGUGCAGUGCCACCGCUGCCGCGUACGCAAGGAACUCAGCCUCUGCCUCUGA